Molecule: messenger RNA, 1093 nt
Organism: Mus pahari (shrew mouse)
Lineage: Eukaryota; Metazoa; Chordata; Mammalia; Rodentia; Muridae
Gene: Frg1
Product: FSHD region gene 1
Exons: 9
Coding region: 157-933 (258 amino acids)
Cellular component (GO): nucleolus; catalytic step 2 spliceosome; striated muscle dense body
Molecular function (GO): actin filament binding
Source: RefSeq, a predicted model, not a curated record
CAGUAAACAGGAAAUCGGAGAAUCGUAGCCUUGGGUUGAAGAAGGCGGAGGAUUCCUCCGGGACUCGCUCAGCUCCGGCCGUUAGAGCCGCUUCCUCCUCCUCCUCCCGGACCUACAGGAGCUCUGCCGGCGGCUGCCACUUCAGCGUGCCGGGCCAUGGCCGAAUAUUCCUAUGUAAAGUCCACCAAACUCGUGCUCAAGGGCACUAAAGCCAAGAGUAAAAAGAAAAAGAGCAAAGAUAAGAAGAGAAAACGAGAAGAAGAUGAGGAGACCCAACUUGAUAUUGUGGGAAUCUGGUGGACUGUAUCCAACUUUGGGGAGAUUUCAGGGACUAUUGCCAUUGAAAUGGAUAAAGGAGCCUAUAUCCAUGCACUGGACAAUGGGCUCUUUACACUGGGAGCUCCACACAGAGAAGUUGAUGAAGGCCCCAGUCCUCCAGAGCAGUUUACUGCUGUCAAGUUGUCAGAUUCCAGAAUUGCCCUGAAGUCUGGCUAUGGAAAAUAUCUUGGUAUAAAUUCAGAUGGACUUGUUGUUGGGCGUUCGGAUGCAAUUGGGCCCAGAGAACAAUGGGAACCAGUGUUUCAAGAUGGAAAGAUGGCUUUACUGGCCUCAAAUAGCUGCUUUAUUAGAUGUAAUGAAGCAGGUGAUAUAGAAGCAAAGAAUAAAACAGCAGGAGACGAAGAAAUGAUAAAGAUCAGAUCCUGUGCAGAAAGAGAAACCAAGAAAAAGGAUGACAUCCCAGAAGAAGACAAGGGAAGUGUGAAGCAGUGUGAAAUCAACUAUGUAAAGAAAUUUCAGAGCUUCCAAGACCACAAACUCAAAAUAAGCAAAGAAGAUAGUAAAAUUCUUAAAAAGGCUCGCAAAGAUGGAUUUUUGCAUGAGACACUUCUGGACAGGAGAGCCAAAUUGAAAGCUGACCGAUACUGCAAGUGAUGUGGACAUUGUGUAUGGCUUUGGGGUUUUUCUGUUUUCUUUUUUCUUUCUUUCUUUCUUUCUUUCUUUCUUUCUUUCUUCCUUUCUUUCUUUCUUUCUUCUUUCUUUCUUUCUUUCUUUCUUUCUGAAUAAAAAUAUUUGAUAUAAAUGCUUUUACAGA